Molecule: messenger RNA, 1005 nt
Organism: Gongylonema pulchrum
Lineage: Eukaryota; Metazoa; Nematoda; Chromadorea; Rhabditida; Gongylonematidae
Source: the annotation of a GenBank genome assembly
AUGCUGAUGCAUUAUUUUAUAAAAUUUUGCCAGGUGAAUGAAACACUCAACAAUCCACCGGCUCCUCGAGCAGCAGCACGUGGUGGUAACGAAAGAGCUUCGGCAUCAUCGUUUGGCAGUUUAGCAGCAUUGAGUGGAGCAGGCACGGACAGCGCUGAACUUGGGGCUCUGGGCAACCUGGAUCGCAAUCAACUUAUGCAGCUUCUUUCGUUCAUGAAUCACUCCGGAGGAGGAAGUGCAUCGAGCAGCGAUACGGCCGGCCUGUUACCGCAUCUUCCAGUUCUCACUGAUGCUCCUCAUGCAGGAGGAUCGGAAGGAAGUGGAGCGGCUUCAACUCAGGUAGCUACACCAUCCAAUACUCCUUCGAAUGGGACCGUUUCCGGAGGUCCAUCAAACAAUGCAGUGCGACUAUCACAGCUCAAAGAAAUUAUCGCAAGUAUAACUCCACCGGAUGCAGCCACGAAAAAACCUCCAAUCGACUUAGCUGAGGUACUGUGCUGUGCUGAUAAAAUCAUUGAUACUGUACGUAAAUAUGCUGAUCGCCUGAUCCCUCAUUUACCCAAUCAGAAACCGACAUAUACUGAUGAGGAGGAGCUGGAGCACACAUUACGGGCUCCACAGUUCCGACAAGCAGUUAAUUUGUUUGGUCAAGCGUUGCAAGCAGGACAGAUAGGUCCAGUGUUUCAACAGUUCGGCAUCGAUCUGAAUUUGGCUACGCUUGGUGGAUUUGGAAGUAUCUUUUUUGUUUACUCUUUUUUUGAGACUUAUAUGGUCACGUGGGCGACGCAUUUUACGAGGACUGAAGGCGCAAAGGUACCUGCACCUGCUACCGCGACGCCAGCACCUGCUACCGCGACGCCGGCACCUGCUACCGCGACACCAGCACCGGCAGCCACGACAUCGCGUGAUAGUAAGUUGCCAGUCCUAACGUCUCAGGGCAAAAGCAUAUUUCUUACACUACUUACUACCAGUUCUUGUCACGCUUUUUAUGUCCAAAAAAAAUGA